Colletotrichum karsti is the source of this 2043-nucleotide messenger RNA. Its product is annotated as transmembrane amino acid transporter. Gene Ontology annotation, biological process: amino acid transmembrane transport. The transcript has 7 exons. The record is from RefSeq and is a predicted model, not a curated record. NCBI's taxonomy places the organism in Eukaryota, Fungi, Ascomycota, Sordariomycetes, Glomerellales, Glomerellaceae. Gene Ontology annotation, cellular component: vacuolar membrane. The coding region runs from base 1 to 2043 and encodes 680 amino acids. Gene Ontology annotation, molecular function: amino acid transmembrane transporter activity.
AUGGCUUCGAGAAACCCAUCGACGUGGGAUGAGUACGAACGGGGCGCAUCACCCCAACGCUCCGUUAGUAUCGACUCCAACGCCGUCGCUGAAGACCAGUCGCUCCUCGGCGACGACGAGGAGGAUGGCUAUGGUAGCAGUCACCACGGUCUGCGUCGUCGAAGGUCCUCAGUAACGCGACACCUCGCUGCUAUUACCGAUAUUGGCGGCGUCAACAGCAUCCGCUCCUUCACCCGUAGCUGGGCGCGUGCUGCAGGCUUCGCUGAAGUUAUUCCUCAGAGGCCCUCCUUUGUUUUCGCCCCCGACCAGGCCCCGAUUGCCUCCUCGUCGGCCGAAGCGCUCGACUACUCCCGUAGCCAUGUCGAACCCGAGUCCCACCCCAGAACCUCGUUGCUGAGACAGCACCUGGAGGCGACGCCUGAAAACGGCGCAAGCUCUUCGCAGCAGAAUGGUUCUUCUGCCUCUGUUGCGGCGGACAACUCGUCAUACACGGACUUCCGCGACAGGGAACGAAAGGCUGUCGACGACGAAAUGUCGGGCGCCCUUCGUCGAUCUAGCUUCGGCAGCGGCCGCCGGCCGUCACAGUCAAUCUUCGCAGUUGCGCCGCACUUGGCUACCCCGCCUCUCUUUGGGAGCUACGGCUCAUACCAAACAUACGGAACGAUAUCCGACGUAGACGCGCCGUCCAUGGCCCAGGCUGGCGAGCUCUGGCGCCAACAACAGCAAGCAGGUGGGAACGUACCGGACGGAGAGCACCCUCGCAUUCUGGUGAAGGAGGUUGAGCAGGACGGCAAGAUCGUUCUUACCGUAGAGGGCCAGUCGACUUUGCCACAGACCAUCUUCAACUCGAUCAACGUGCUCAUUGGCGUGGGCCUCUUGAGCUUGCCCAUGGGCGUCAAGUACGCUGGCUGGAUUUGCGGUAUGGUCAUUUUGGCCGGAUCUGCCGCCGUCACUGCCUACACUGCGAAGCUGCUGGCGAAAUGCAUGGACCUGGACGCCAGCUUGAUCACCUUCUCCGAUCUGGCGUACAUCUCGUAUGGUCGCAAUGCACGGAUUGCCACGAGUAUCCUGUUUACCAUGGAGUUGUUGGCUGCGUGUGUCGCUUUGAUCGUUCUUUUUGCCGAUUCCCUGGUUCUACUUUUCCCGGGGUUCCUGAGCGUCAACACGUGGAAGGUCAUCUGUUCUUUGGUCAUGGUGCCCCUGAACUUCCUUCCUCUCCGACUCCUGAGCUUCACCAGCGUCAUUGGCAUUCUGUGUUGCAUGAGCAUCGUCUUGAUUUUGGUUGUCGAUGGUCUAAUCAAGCCAACCACCCCCGGCUCACUCAUUCAGCCUGCGACAACCUACCUCUUCCCAGCCAACUGGGGCACCUUGCCGUUGAGCUUUGGUCUACUGAUGAGUCCCUGGGGCGGCCAUAGCGUUUUCCCCAACAUUUACAGGGACAUGCGGCAUCCGCACAAGUAUCCUAGGGCUGUGAAGACGGUGUUUUCGUCGGUGUAUCUCCUGGACGCCUUCACCGCUGUCGUAGGCCUCCUCAUGUACGGUGACAAUGUCAUGGAUGAGAUCACUGCCAACAUUCUCCGAACGAGCGGCUACCCUCGUGCCCUCAGCAUCCUACUGUGCAUCUUCAUCGCCAUUAUUCCCCUGACCAAGAUCCCGCUCAACGCCAGACCCAUCAUUGCCACACUGGAGGUGUUGACCGGCAUCCACCAGCAGGCGGUCUCCGACAACCAGGUCAUGGUUGGCCGAUCCGCGACGUUUCGGGGUGUGAUGAAGGUUGCCAUCAGAGUAGUCACCAUCUUUGUCUUCCUCGUCAUCUCCAUCGUAUUCCCAGCUUUCGACAGCAUCAUGGCGUUCAUGGGUAGCGCCUUGUGCUUCACCAUUUGCGUACUCUUGCCUCUUGCUUUCUACGUCAAGCUGUUCGACAAGGAAAUCACCCCCCGAGAGAGGCUGUUAUGCUACGUCCUCAUGCUCAUCUCGACCGCUUUGUCGGUGGUGGGCACGGUUUGGGCCUUCCUUCCCAAGAGUCUUAUCGGCGCGGAGUGA